Messenger RNA from Castor canadensis (American beaver), 2323 nucleotides. Lineage: Eukaryota; Metazoa; Chordata; Mammalia; Rodentia; Castoridae. The record is from RefSeq and is a predicted model, not a curated record.
GAACUUCCAAAGAUCGGCCCCGGGGCCUGGGGACCUGGGGCCAGAGGCCAGGCUUGGGUGGCAGGAGAGGGCAGUUGACUGGGGACGGGAAGAUGGACCUGCUGACCUGGGUACCCGCUCCCUUGGGUCCUGAUGUUCUUCAGUGUUCCUGCAGCACUGGCAGACUCUGGACCUCCCCAGGAUGGUGCUGGGCUGGGUGGUGCCCACUUUGGCAUUGCAGCUUCCUGCCUAAAUUGGCUCCUGGCUCCAGACCUAGAGGCUCAGGAAAUCCUAGAAGGGUCUGGUCCACAAGGACACUCCCUAGCCUGGCAGAGGGGCAGUGGGUGGGAGACCUGGGCCUCCAGCAACAAGCAUCAGUGAACUCCCCAGCUGGCCCACAUCAGGGGGUGGGUGUGCACUGCUAGGCAGGUGAGCCAACCUCCUUGCCAGGCCGAGCUGUUCAGAGAGCAACAGGCCCCUAGGGCUGGUGGGAAGCUGGAUCGUGCCCUUCUAAAUCAUCUUGUUAGGGGCUGUGCAGGUGGCCUGGUGGCCCCUCUGAAGACCUUGGCUUGAUCCCAGCCAACUCUCUACCUGGCCAACUUCUUGGAUAGUCUGGUAGGGCCACCCCAGGCCUUGCUGUCUGUUCUGUGCAGAGUCAGGCCGCCUGCCUGCGCUCCCCUCUAGAGUGGGGAGGAAGUACCUUUUGCUGUUGGUUUUGGGGACAGGAAGCAAGCACUGGUGGUGGAGGAGGGGCAAGGGACAAAAUACUAGUGUUUCUUGCCACCUGCCAGCCCCUUCCUACCCAUUUGCCAGCAAGCCCCUAUCUGUGCCUCCAGGGAGGUGCUGGGCUAAAGACCACUGGAAGGGGGAACUCAGAGUCACAGCUUCCCAGAGUGGGGGGAAGUGAAACUCAGGGGCAUGGCACUGACAGUGGAUGUGGUGGGGCCGGCACCCUGGGGCUUCCGCAUCAGUGGAGGCAGGGAUUUCCACACACCCAUCAUGGUGACCAAGGUAACAGAGAGGGGCAAGGCUGAGGCUGCUGACCUCCGGCCUGGCGACAUCAUCGUGGCCAUCAAUGGGGAGAGUGCAGAGGGCAUGCUUCAUGCUGAGGCCCAGAGCAAGAUCCGCCAGAGUGCCUCACCCCUGCGACUGCAACUGGACCGGUCUCGGGCUGCCUCUCCUGGGCAGACCAAUGGAGAGGGCUCCUUGGAAUUGCUGGCAACACGUUUCCAGGGCUCCCUGAGAACGCACCUUGACAGCCAGUCCUCCCUGUGGUCUUCCUACUCCAGCCCAGCCUCUCUCAGCCCCCGGCCAGGCAGUCCCUUCACCCCGCCCCCCACCAGCCCGCAGAUGCUUGCUGGAGAGGCAGCAAUUGGCCGCAGUGUCCAGAGUCUGACACACUCGCCAGGCCUCACUGCUACUGAUCACUUGUCCUACGAGGGCCGCCCUGCAGGCCAACAGGCUGGCCGCGGCCGCGCUGGCGACUCGGCUGUGCUGGUACUGCCGUCUUCCCCCGGGCCCAGGUCCUCCAGCCCCAGGUUCAGCGUGGAACUGGAAGAGGACUCGGAAGUGUUCAAGAUGCUGCAGGAGAACCGCGAGGGGCGGACGGCACCACGGCAGUCCAGCUCCUUUCGCCUCCUGCAGGAAGCCCUGGAGGCUGAGGAGAGAGGUGGCACACCUGCCUUCCUGCCCAGCUCGCUGAAUCCCCAGGCCUCCCUGCCCACUUCCAGGGCCCUGGCCACCCCACCCAAGCUCCACACCUGUGAGAAGUGCAACACCAGCAUCGCGAACCAGGCUGUGCGUAUCCAGGACGGGCGGUACCGCCAUCCCAGCUGCUAUACCUGCGCUGACUGUGGGCUAAACCUGAAGAUGCGUGGCCACUUCUGGGUGGGCGAUGAGCUGUACUGUGAGAAGCACGCCCGCCAACGCUAUUCAGUGUCUGCUACCCUCAGCUCUCGGGCCUGAACCUCGGGGUGCUCAGCCCAUCUCCACUCACAGCACUUCUGGGACAGCCAUGCCAAGACCAAAUUGGCAGGGAAGGGACAAUGGUGGGUGGCGGUUCUUAUGUGAACUAAGUUUGGGGGCCCGAAGCCCCUUCAAUCCUCACUGGGUGAGGUCAAGGGCUGUGACUCAUCUUGGGCUGCAGGUGCUGAGGGCAGCCCUUUUCCUGGCCUUUCUCCUGCAGGACAGGUGCUGCAUGGCAGGCUGAAGUGGCUAUUGUGUCUGAUACCUUUGGGUACAGGAUGGGAUGCAUGGAAGUUUCUAGAAGGACAGAAGUGGGGCCUAGGCUAAUGGUAUUCACUGUGCAAAGUUUUUGACACAUGAGCUCUAUAAAUAUAUAUAC